AUGUCAGUCCGGGGCCUUUUGCUCGUGGCCUUGGCUCAACUUCGAACAUCAGGUGCUUUCACUGACUGUGCUGUGGGAGAUCUUGUCUGGGCACCCACCGAUGGAUGGAAGCGGGGUCGCGUUCUGCGGCGGGCACCUGGUGAGAUACAAGUACAGUGGAUGGAGGCACCGUUUGCAGGGAGCAAUACGACCUUGCCGCCCAUGGAGCUCAGGGCGCGCUUCGGCGGCCUUUGUGCGCGCGCGGCUCUCUGCCUCUUUGGCCGAGUCGGGAAUCUUCGAGGAAAGUUCGACGAGGAGGGUUCGACAGAGGAGGCGCUGGAGAUCGCUGCUGCCUCCGUUUGGGAACAUGUGGUGCGGGCAAAUGCCGACCUGCGCUGGGACGUGUUCGCACACACGUGGGACGAGGAUCUGGCGUCAGCGAUCCAUCAAGCCUACAUGCCGGUGGCCUUGAAAGCUGAUCCGCAGCCAGAGCAUCUGCCCACGGUAGAAAGCUUCGGUGAGACUUUUCGGCGCAGUGUGGAGCUGAAGAGCAUCAAGGAGGCAGAAGAGGGAUUUCGCUACGACCUUGUCGUUCUCAUGCGGUAUGACGUCCUGUUCAGGUCUCCGCUGCGUUUGAGCCCUGCAGUUGGCUCAUCGGCCCUCUGGACUGGGUACUGGUGCUCGAUCCAUGCGGAAGACCUCGCUGUGCGCGAGGUGGUCUUGACCCAUGACCGCAGCAUCAGCGACGUCCGCUACAAAACAUCUGGCGUUUAUGCGCCAUCGCAGUUUGCAACGGUAGGACUUCACGACUUUUGGUUUGCAGCCUCCUCACGAAGCAUGGAUUUCUUCGCCUCCUGGGGCUCCGCAGUGCCCGCACUGCGCGCGCACGUCGGCCUGGUGUCUGCCGAUUUGCCUGUGGAUGUGGGUCAUUUCUAUACCUUCUUGCAUGCGAAGUCUUUGGGGCUCCCGUUAGAGUUCACAGGCAUCAGUUACGUCGACUUCACGCUUGUGCGAUACCGCGACUGCAAGCUUCUGGUCGGAGAGCAGAUCCAGGACCCAGACCAAUACUGCAGCCACUGGGAGAUCAGUGUGACAAGGCAGUGCUCGUCCUGGCUGCCGCAGCCGCGGGGUUGGGCCAUGCAGUACUGCCCGUUGGCCGGGAAGCGCGCGGAACUCGCGUCUUUUGGCGGCGGAUGCGGCCGCUUCUGA
Messenger RNA from Symbiodinium sp. CCMP2456, 1188 nucleotides. The record is from the annotation of a GenBank genome assembly. Lineage: Eukaryota; Dinophyceae; Suessiales; Symbiodiniaceae.